UGCUUUCCACCACGCCAAGAUGCUGACGCUUCUCACGUAUCUGAUGCUGUUUUUAGUGUCAGCCCAUGGAGGGAAGGCGGAGGAACCAAAGGAGGACGCCAUGGUACAGGAGCUGAUCACACUCUCCUCCAACCUUCACGACAAGCUGAGUAAUGGCACGGCGAAGGUCACGGAGGCGCUGCGCAAUAUGACACUUACCAUGCUGGACUCCAAACCUGGGGACUCCUGCCUCGUGUUCCGCUUGUCCGGUGGAGCCUGUGUUGUGGAAUUCAAGAUAGCUCGCCUCUCCACUGCAAUUCCGAUGAUGAUGAAUUUCCUGCCGAAGGUUCACAGCUGCUCGAGUCUGGUGAAGGCCUUCCUGCCGGUGCUGUACAACCCGUGCUUCUGCCCCAACCUCGCCGUCCACCCAAGCUGUCCAGGAGUGGUGCAAGAUAUGAUGAAUGCCUUGAAAACUAUGUGCUAGUCUGUUUGUUUCUUUGUCUACCUGUCUUUCUUUGUCUGUCUUUCUCUCUUUUUCCUUGUCUGUCAUUCUCUCUUUCUUUCUCUGUCUUUCUCUCUGUCUUUGUCAUUCUCUCUGUUUUUGUCUGUCAUUUUCUCUCUGUCUGUCUAUCAUUCUCUCUGUCUUUCUGUCUUUCUCCCCCUUUCUUUCUGUCUUUCUGUGUCUGUCAUUCUCUGUCUUUGUCUGUCAUUCUCUGUCUCUAUGUUAUUCUAUCUGUCUUUGUUAUUCUCUUUGUCUUUCUUUGUCAUCUUCUUUAUAUCUUUCUGUCUUUCUUUUUUCUGUCUUUCUCUGUCUUUGUCAUUCUCUCACUGCCGUCUGUCUCCCUCUCUGUCUGUCAUUCUCUCUCUCUCUCUCUCUCUCUCUCUCUCUCUCUCUCUCUCUCUCUCUCUCUCUCUCUCUCUCUCUCUCUCUCUCUCUCUCUCUCUCUCUCUCUCUCUCUCUCUCUCUCUCUCUCUCUCUCUCAAAAGUUGUUAUUGACCACCGUAUAAGACCAAAACUACGGACGAUUUAGAGGCAACGUGUCAUGAAAACUAAGGUUCCAUUGGUGUUCUGGCCUGUUAUUUUAAUCCUGACGUGAUUAAUGCUAUACCUGUAACGUAAAGGUGAGGCGAAGCACCUACGUAAAUGUCAGGUGAUAUAAUCUAGCGGGAGACAGAAGGGUGAUCAUCAAACAUUAAGGGUGAUUCUGACUCACGCCUCGAUGAUACCAAUGCAGGGAUGUGCCAGAGUAAAUAGUAAAUUGCCAAACGUCACUGGAGCUCUGGUGAAUAAAAAAAAAAAAAUAAUUGUAGCUUUUUUUUUUUUCUUGUUUCAUUGUGUUUCUUGUACUGUGGUUCAUUUUUCUUUUUUUUCGGAGUAGUGUGGAAUAUUUGUGUUUUGUGUUGUAUUUUUGUAUCUUAAGUAUUGUCUAUGGUGUUCAUUUUUGUUAAUGAUAAGUAGAGAAAAUGAUAAUCUACUUUUUUACGUGUCGGAGAGACUGGCCAGGAAAAAAAAAAAAAAAAAAAAGGUAUAUGGUGGAGCCCGUACAAUUUCCUUCUUCCUUCCCCCCCCCAAAAAAAAAACAGUAGAAUAAAAACAAUAGGAAAAAAAAUUAUAACCCUGGCCAGUUUCGUUUCAGAGGUGCCUGGAUGAUUCUAUUUUAUAUUCUGUUAUAUGGAUUUCCUUUUUAUUUAUCCAGUUCGAUUUAUUUAUGCAUUAUUUCUUAUUAUUUUGAAGCCUUGACUGACAUAUGCUAUAAUAUUCCAUGCAAUAUCUUUUUUUUUUUUUUUUUAUACGAGAGGUCACGAUAAAAAAAAAUAAAUCAAAUUAAACAUACAAAAAUUGAUAACUAAUUUUGAUACUUUAAUGCUGUUUUAUUUAUUUAUUUAUUUAUUUAUUUAUUUAUUUAAUUUUUGCACCAUAAUCCGUUCUUUGUGUUUUAAUUUCUGUGGAUGGUUAUUCGCGUGUGAUUGUGUGACGCGGACCAGUGUGGUGUGCCAGUGUUAUGGUCCUAGUGUGGUGGUGCAAUGGUACGUGCUACUGCCUGGUAUUUAAUAAUGUACUACCCCCUUCUCUGGAUGGUACGAAUUGUGAGAGAAGAGUGCCUUGGGAUUGACUGACUGACUGAUUGUUUAACUGCAUGACUGAGUUACUGAUUGUUUGAGUGAGUGAGUGAGUGAGUGACUGACUGACUGACUGACUGACUGACUGACUGACUGACUGACUGAAUGAAUGACUGACUGACUUAGGAACCCACAACAAGACCAUUUAAAAUCAGAAAAACAAGACAUGAUCAUUUUAUUUUUACAUUCAGAUGGCUAAUGUUGUUUUCAUUUAUUCAGUUACUAUCAUAUGCCUUUGUAUUUAGAUUAUUACUAUUAUCUCAGACUAUUAUUAUUGCUAUUAAACUUUUAUUCAGCUGUUACUAUUAAACUUUUGUAAAUUCAUGGUACUCUUCCCCCAUGAAGCUUGAGCAGGAGAAAUAUUUAGAUACACAGGAAGAUUUAAAGGCUUCGGUAUAAUCUGUAUUCUAUUUUAGAGCCGGAAAUUGCGUGGCCUUGAUAUCCGGUGUGUAUUUCCUGAUUAAUAUUUUAUUGUGGAAUGAGUUUUUCUUCUUACGUGAAAUUUGUACUGUAUGUAUUAUUCUGUGUAGUGUGUGUGUGUGUGUGUGUGUGUGUGUGUGUGUGUGUGUGUGUGUGUGUGUGUGUGUGUGUGUGUGUGUGUGACGUGAUUAAUAUUUUGUAGCGUAAUAUUUUUUUUUGUUAUUUGAAAUUUGAACUAUGUGUAUUAUUUUGUGUAGUGUAGUACAGUGUAGUGUGUGUGUGUGUGUGUGUGUGUGUGUGUGUGUGUGUGUGUGUGUGUGUGUGUGUGUGUGUGUUGCAUUUUUCACAUAUCUUUGCUUGCACCAACAGUGUGUUUUACUGAUGCAUUGUUUUCAUCAAAAGUGACUUGUAUCGUCGAGAAUGGAAUUUGACUCCCUAUAUUUGCUUUGGAAACGAAUCACAGGCCUCGCUUUUCCAAAUAAAUGGCAUUGUUGCGAAAAUGGAACACAAAAACGCUAUAGCAAAUAUUUGUAGACUCCUGCACUUCACUUCCUGCCCCAGAAGUCUAUUAUAGAAACGUGCAUUUUUCCUUUCCCCCCACUUUUUUUUUUUUUUUUUUUACCCCUGAUAAUACUAAUGCCAAAACUGUACCUAUGUUAGAAUUUUCACACAGAAGCUACAUUCACAAAAAAUUCAACCAUACAUACAGUGACACAUACAGACAGACACACACCAUAUAUAUGCAAGUGUCGUUUUGUUGUCAAACGUGCGACUCAGCGCUUUUAUGAAGAACACAGGAAACUAAUAAAUUUUGGACCGGCAAACGGGAGAGUGAGCAUACGUAGGGUGUAGGAUGUAGGGUGGAGGAUGAGGGGCGAGUGACGUGUGGCCUGAGGGUUGUGAGGUGUAGGGUGAGUGAAGGACGAGUAAGGACGAGUCUAACUGGUUUGUGAAUAUUAAUGUGGAGAUAUGUGACCCUCUGUUUGAGAGAGAGAGAGAGAGAGAGAGAGAGAGAGAGAGAGAGAGAGAGAGAGAGAGAGAGAGAGAGAGAGAGAGAGAGAGAGAGAGAGAAUAAUUACUAGAAAACUGAGCUCCAUCCCAUUUGUCAUUACAGUUCAAAUAUAUUGUAAACUAUAACAAAAAUUUCUUGUAACAAACAAUUUUAGCUGAAAACUGAAGAAUCUUUGGAGAGGGGAAAAAAAAUAACAAAAAAAAAAAGAAAAUAUAGAUGGAGAUGUUACAGCAAAACCUUCAAUAACAAAAACCAAAGAAGGAAAGAAGAAAACAAAGAGAAAACAACAAAGCAAUUAAACACACACACACACACACACACACACACACACACACACACACACACACACACACACACACACACACACACACACACACACACACACACACACACACUGACAAAUCAAGCGAGAGAAAGAAAGAGAGAAAAAUGGAGACGAAAAAUCAAUUGAAAUCUAAAACACAGAAGUAAACGGAGAGACUUGAUUUCCCAGCGGUGAGAAGGGCCGGCAGGACACCCGAGUCAUUAUAACGAUGUGAGGACCUUGUGUGGCGGGGAAAUGUGUGCUGUUUGGACCCCGGCCGCCUCCCCAGUGUAAGACCAGCGUUGGCUUGCUAAUGCUACUUUGUGUUGGCAGUGGAUGAGAAAUUUCCGUUUUCUUUAGUGUUAUGGUACAUAGGGUAACUGUUUUCUUUUGUUUUUUGAUGUACUUUUCACAGGUUAGUGUUGUAUUACUAAUGUGUUGUUGUGUUGGUGGUGGUUUACGGUGUUUUUGCGUUUUCUUUGGUUUUAUAGUGUAUUGGUUAACUCUUUUGUUGUUUAUGUAUUUUUUUCUGAUCAUAUUUCAAAUUGAUCUGUUUACUUGCGUAUUUUUCAUUCAAGUAUUUAUGUUUUUUUUAAUUUUUUUAUUCCGUUUUCUUCAAUGCCCUUAUCCAGAGUAACUUAAAAUUUUCUUCCCCUUACCUUUUUUUUUUUUUCAUAAUUUUUGUAUAUUUGUGAAUACGUAUCCGUCUUUCUCUCGUCUUAUCCAUCUAUCUUAUCUACAUAUUUCCUUAUUUUUUAAAACAUAGAAAUUUUUCACAUAAUUUUAUAUUAGAAUUUUUAAACUGAACUAAAAUAUAUAAAGUAUGAUCAGGUA
Scylla paramamosain (green mud crab) is the source of this 4670-nucleotide messenger RNA. RefSeq lists its product as uncharacterized. The transcript is spliced from 2 exons. The coding region runs from base 20 to 463 and encodes 147 amino acids. Lineage: Eukaryota; Metazoa; Arthropoda; Malacostraca; Decapoda; Portunidae. The record is from RefSeq and is a predicted model, not a curated record.